AUGGCUGAAGGCAAUGACAAAAACAAGAAAAAUAAUGAUAAAAUAAACAAUAGCACUGAAAAAAGUGAUAAAUCAUUCGUAAAUAUUGUCAAUGAAAACUCGAUAAGACAAUCUCUAACAAACCUAAAGACCAAGCACCUAAAGAACCAAGCACCUAAAGAAAAAGCAAGUGAAAAUAUUUUAGAAUUUAUUGAAGUGAAAUCUAGAAAAAAUGACCAAACAAAAUCUGUUUUAUUGAAUAAAAAUCACGUCGAAAAACCACUCAGUAACAAAAAUCUCAUUGCUUUUAAAACAAUUAUAAAUACACAAUCCGCUAUUGAGCUUGAAAAGUUAAAAAAAACAUCAAGCCUGCAGGACGAUCAUUUAAAGAGCGCCAUGCACCAACAAGCAUUAAAAAAUAAAGUUGCAUUGGACAGCGGAAUUAACGCUUCUGAUAAAAUUAAUUCUGAACACGUUAAAAAAAAUUCUAAAAAACUGAAAAUCAAAACUGAAAUAUUAGAAGCGAAACCAAAAAUUUUACCAGACAUUUUUGACGUAAAUGAUAAAAUUAUUGAAAGUAAAAAUUCUCAAAUUGGCAAAAAAAGUGCUACAACUAUAAACAAAUACUUUGAAAAAGGCAUUGGUAUUAAAAACACGUUUAACAAUAUAGGAGCAAAAGUUGAAAAUGAUGAGUCGUCUACAUACCGAUCUAUUUCAACUUUGAAUCUUUCAGUAAACAAAGCUAUCCAAAUUAAAAAAUCAGCAAUCGUGAAAACAGUCGAGAAACUCAAGUCCAGUACUAUUUUGAGCGAAAAAUUUAGUAGCACCUGGACACAUAUAGACGACCAAGAAAGUGGCAAACCAUUCCAUAUGGAAGGAGAGCUGUAUGUAAAAUAUUUGUUGACAACUGAUGAAUUGCUGACAGGUUGA
Messenger RNA from Helobdella robusta, 909 nucleotides. RefSeq lists its product as hypothetical. The transcript has 3 exons. NCBI's taxonomy places the organism in Eukaryota, Metazoa, Annelida, Clitellata, Rhynchobdellida, Glossiphoniidae. The record is from RefSeq and is a predicted model, not a curated record. The coding region runs from base 1 to 909 and encodes 302 amino acids.